Molecule: messenger RNA, 1620 nt
Organism: Aspergillus puulaauensis
Lineage: Eukaryota; Fungi; Ascomycota; Eurotiomycetes; Eurotiales; Aspergillaceae
Exons: 4
Coding region: 1-1620 (539 amino acids)
Biological process (GO): transmembrane transport
Molecular function (GO): transmembrane transporter activity
Source: RefSeq, a predicted model, not a curated record
AUGUCGACUACAAGCAACAUCGAUAGCGAGAAGAAUCCCAAGGAGGAGGAUGUUGCUGCUGCUGAGCCGGAGUAUCCACCUUUCGCCAAAGUGGUUGUUAUCAUUCUAGGGCUUUAUCUGUCUGUCUUCCUCGUCGCCCUGGACCAAACCAUCAUCUCGGUUGCCAUUCCAGAGAUCACGAACCAGUUCAAGAGUAUCGAGGAUAUAGCGUGGUAUGGUAGUGCGUACUUUCUGACGUCGACGGCCUUACAACCAUCCUAUGGCCGUCUUUACAAGAUUUUUAGUGCCAAAUGGGCAUUCCUCUUCGCCGUCUUCGUUUUUGAAGUGGGAUCUUUGAUCUGUGCUGUUGCGCCCUCAAGCACUGUACUCAUUGUCGGACGUGCCGUUGCUGGCAUUGGUGUUGCAGGCAUCUUCUCAGGGGCGCUGGUCAUCAUUGCGCUGUGUGUCCCAUUGGCUAAACGCCCUCUCGUAUUUGGCAUGUUUGGCAUGGUCUGGGGCAUUGCUUCCAUUGCUGGACCUUUGCUAGGCGGUGCAUUCACAGACUCAGUGUCGUGGAGAUGGUGCUUCUAUAUCAAUCUUCCCAUCGGCGGCGUAUCCAUGGGGAUAAUCGUCUUCAUCCUCCAACUGCCCGAGCAGAAAGACUCCAAAGGAACCCCCCUCCUCGACCGCAUCAAGCAGCUCGACUUCAUCGGCGCCUCCCUCGUCAUCCCCUGCAUCAUCUGCCUCCUGCUAGCCCUACAAUGGGGAGGAAACAAAUACCCCUGGAGCAACUCGCGCAUAAUCGGCCUCUUCAUCGGCUUCGGCCUCCUCGCCAUCCUCACCGUCGUCUCGCAGCUCAAACUCGGCGACCGCGCAACCCUCCCUCCCCGCAUCAUGAAGCAGCGCUCCGUCAUCGCCUCCACGGCCUACGCCCUCCUCUUCGGCGGCUCCUUCUUCGUCCUCGUCUACUACCUCCCCAUCUUCUUCCAGAGCGUCCGCGGCUCCUCCGCUAUGACCUCAGGGAUCCAGCUCCUCCCGCUCAUGCUCGCCACCGUCGUCUCCUCCGUGCUAUCCGGUAUCCUAGUCACAGUAUUCGGCUACUACACCCCCUUCCUCAUCGGCAGCACCGCCCUCGCCUCUAUCGGCGCAGGCUUGAUAACGCUCUAUUCAAUCGACAUCCCGAACGGCAAGUGGAUCGGAUACCAGAUCCUACUCGGCGCGGGCGUCGGCGCAGGGUUUCAGAUCCCACUGACGGCCGUGCAAACGAUCCUCAAGCCAGAGGAUAUCCCGCAGGGAACAGCGGCGGUAAUGUUCUUCCAGACACUGGGCGGAGCACUAUUCAUUGCUGUCGCGCAGUCGCUUUUCCAGAAUGGUCUUAUUGACGGGGUGGGGAGGUUUGCGCCCUCGGUUGACCCGGCGAGGAUUGUUGAGGCUGGCGCGACGGAGAUGAGAAAUGUGCUGGAGGAUCUGGGGCAGCUGGAUCAGGUCCGGAAUGUGAUUUUGGCGUUUUUGAAUGGGUUGACAGAUACAUAUAGAUUGAGUCUGGCGCUGUUUUGUGUUGCGUUUGUGGUGAGUUGUUGCUUUGAGUGGAAGAGUGUGAAGAAGGCCGGUGGGAAUGUGGAGGCGGUGCCUGCUUUGUAG